AUGAACAAUAAAUUGAUGUUUUUUCUCUGUCGUACCUGCGGAGAAAACAUGUUUAAUGGGGAAUGCCUGCACACCGAAGAAGACCGCGCGCUAUCGGGUACCUGGGUAAUUGAUGAGUACAAUAUCGAUCAGAAAACUGGGGGCUUAUUCACAGAAAUGAUGAAUAAGUUCAUCAAGAUCAAACAAGAGGCUUCAGGGUGGCCCGGAAAUAGUGCAUCUGAUAAGCAAAAGAGCAAGUACAUCGAAGAAUUUUUCAAUCGCGAGGGCAUUAAACUAGAAUUCGACGCAAUUUUAAAUAAUCCGGGGCUUAGAUUUAACGACCCUAGAUACGGUGACGUAUCUGAAGAUAUGCAGCUGGGACAAGACGGUGCCCACGUAGCGAGAAACCCGGAGAACUCAGCUAUACUCGCUUCUAUGAGUCAACCCGAUGAACUCAGCCCUGCUGAAUCCAACCCUAGUGGGUUGGACUUACGCCUGCGGGUCAUUCUGCUGGACUUAACCCCGCAGGACUCAACUUUCCGCGUCACCCUGAUGAACUUGCUCGGAAGGAUCAUCCUGCUGAAUUCCAGCCGGCUGAACACAGUCCUGCUGGACUCAACCCUACUGGGCUCAUUCCUGCAGUCCAUUCCACUGUCGGGCGCCUUCCUGUGGACCAUAGUUCGGCUGACCAGGACCGACCUACUGGUCGCCUUGAUUUUGGUGGAGAUCCUUCGCUGGGACAUGUCAAUCCUGCGAGUUCUGCUGUCCCUGUCGUCGGAAGAGGUUUAUUGGCGGAGUCAAAUCUCGACGACAGAACUCGUUUGCAAAUUCUGGAUCAGGAACUUGCGCAACUAA
This is a messenger RNA of Brassicogethes aeneus, 834 nucleotides long. NCBI's taxonomy places the organism in Eukaryota, Metazoa, Arthropoda, Insecta, Coleoptera, Nitidulidae. The record is from the annotation of a GenBank genome assembly.